AUGGUAUGGAUAAGAAAUAUUUCAGUUAGUUGGUUUGAACCAUUUUCAUGGGACAACAAUGUUUUAGCAAUUGCACCUAUAGUAUUUUAUGUUGAGAUUAUCACUAAUGUAAAUAAUAUGUUGCCUAGAAUUGUCGAAAGCGAUCUACAUUUUUUCUAUAUUGAUAUUAAUAUGUCUCAAGCUGUUGGCAACACAGCUUUAGCUUAUGCGAGAAUAUGGCAUUUGGUAGAUGCUAGGCAAAGAAUAUUGGGACGAAUGGCAAGUUCUAUUGCUGUGACUUUAAUGGGUAAACAUAAACCUAUUUAUGAUCCAGCAUCUGAUUGUGGUGACUAUGUGGUUGUAAUAAAUGCAAAGCACGUUACAGUGACUGGUAAGAAAUCAGAUCAAAAGAUCUAUCGACAUCAUACAGGAUAUCCAGGUGGAUUGAAAGAAAUACCUUAUAAAGACUUGUUAAGAAAAACACCUGAAGAGAUUAUUAGAAAAGCAGUAUCAGGAAUGUUACCAAAAAAUAGAUUGAGAGAUAUUCGGCUCAGUAGAUUAAAGGUUUUUCCAGAAUCCAAACAUUCGUAUGAAAAGAAUAUUAUAAAAAGAUAUGACCAAGAAACAAUGUUAUUGGAUGGUAAUAAUGAUCAUUUUUCAAAGAUUUAUAGAAAAGAAUUGAGGAACAAAGAAAGAAGAAUUAGAAGAUUAGAAACAAAAGAGAAAGCCAACACCAUCAAAAACACCAACACAACAAAUUCUUCCUAUCAAAACAAAAUUAAAUAA
Messenger RNA from Entrophospora candida, 765 nucleotides. Lineage: Eukaryota; Fungi; Glomeromycota; Glomeromycetes; Entrophosporales; Entrophosporaceae. The record is from the annotation of a GenBank genome assembly.